CACCCCUCCCUCCUUCCCCCGUACCCCAAGGGUCUCGCGAGCGCGCACGCGUGCGAAACUGCGUGGGAAUGGCUGUUUGUGUGAUCGAGGGGGUUGGGCCGCUUGGAGCGAGCUGAGAGCUGCAUGAGUUUGUAAUGUCCGCCAUGUUGGCCAUGGCGUAUUGAACCGGGGAGGAACAGCGGAGCCUAGGGAAAAAGAGAGACCGACAGAGAGCGACCGAGACCCGGGCCUGCCCGGCUCUGUUCGCGCUGCUACGGACCCACGCCUGCCCUCAAUCGACCGGCUGACUCCCAGAGACCGUCACAGAUUCAUCCAUGAGAACUCGAGGCAGACCUGCUGUUAUUCCUAGCAGAUCGAAUAGAUUUAUGCUGCAUCUUUUAUUAUAAAAAUGAGUAAAUUGUCGUUUCGGGCACGGGCGCUGGAUGCUAGUAAGCCUCUACCCGUCUUCCGCUGCGAGGAUUUGCCUGACCUGCACGAAUAUGCCUCAAUCAACCGGGCAGUGCCGCAGAUGCCAACUGGGAUGGAAAAAGAGGAGGAAUCGGAGCACCAUCUCCAGCGGGCCAUCUCGGCACAGCAGGUAUAUGGCGAAAAGCGGGACAACAUGGUUAUCCCUGUUCCCGAGGCAGAAUGCAACAUCACGCACUACGAGUCCCUGUACCCUGGGGAGUUCAAGAUGCCAAAGCAGCUUAUUCACAUACAGCCUUUCAGUUUGGAUACAGAGCAGCCAGACUACGACCUAGAUUCGGAGGAUGAGACGUUUGUGAAUAAGCUGAAGAAGAAAAUGGAAAUCACAGCCCUGCAGUUUGAAGAAAUGAUAGACCGACUGGAGAAAGGCAGUGGACAGCAGCUUGUAAGUCUGCAGGAAGCCAAACUUCUGCUGAAAGAGGACGAUGAGCUGAUCAAGGAGGUGUUCGACUACUGGAGCCGCAAGAGGAAAACCUGCAAAGGUGGUUCCCUCAUCCCCAAUGUCAAGCAGGAGAAGAGGGAUGGCUCUAGCACCAGCGACCCCUAUGUGGCCUUCCGCCGACGGACAGAGAAGAUGCAGACCAGAAAGAACCGAAAGAAUGACGAGGCAUCAUAUGAGAAGAUGCUGAAGCUACGCAGGGACCUGAGCCGAGCUGUCACCAUCCUGGAGAUGAUCAAGAGGCGGGAGAAGAGCAAGAGGGAACUGCUGCACCUCACACUGGAGAUUGUGGAAAAGAGGAAUGCAAUGCCAGACUUUGGCAGUGAGGUGAUGGCAGAGGCACUGGCUCAGCGGGCUCUUGUGAAGCCCGUCUACACCAUCCCCAUCAUUCCCCUGUCCAGCAGUAACCAGUACAGACACCAGGACCACUUGGACAUGAAGGACUACAAGAAGCCGGAGAAGACGGAGGCAGUACGAACCAAAAGGAAAUAUGAAAAGAAACCCAAGAUCACUCCUCUGUCAGCACCUCAACAUUCAGGGCCAUCGGUGUUCAAUCCCAAGGACCUCAACCAGUACGAUUUCCCCAGUUCAGACGAAGAACCAUUUUCACAGAUCCAUUCAGGUUCCUCAGAGGCAGAAGAGGAGAAUGACCCAGAUGGGUGCUAUGCGUUCAGGAGGAAGGCCGGCUGUCAGUACUAUGCUUCUCGUCCAGACCAGAGUGGCAACUGGCCCUGGGUAAGCCCAUCAGAGGGUGGGCUCGGUGACCCACGCUUCCGCUACUGUCUGACCUCGCUGAAUAUGCCGCGGCGCUGCCUAGGUUUGGCACGGCGCCGUGUGGGCAGAGGGGGCAGGGUCUUGUUGGACAGAGCGCACACAGAUCUAGACAACAUCUGUCAGAGCCUGGACUCUGACCCGGAGCCCGAACCACUCGCCUCACCACUUCCAAGCUCUCCGCUCCGCAACUCUAACACCAGUACCUCAGAAACCAAUACCUCGGACCCAGCCAGCUCCUCCCACUUUCCCACCUCUCCAUCACCCCUGUCGUCGUCAUCACCAACACCUAUGGACCUCAGCCAGAUUCUUUUGAACAUUAAAUCUUGCCGCUGGAGGCACUUCAGACCACGGACGCUAUCCCAUCACCCCUUGGGUGGAGGAGACUUGCCUCGCAGAGGAUUUAGGGAUUUUAGCCGGACAGUGUCAGCACUAACCCGGACUUUGUCUGGAGGAUCCAGCUCCCAGAACCGCACUGGCUCAGCCCCCACCCCUGCCAAUGUGUUCACGGCAGAGCAGUACCAGCAGCACCAGGAGCAGCUGGCCCUCAUGCAGAAACAGCAGCUGGAGCAGAGCCAGCAGCAGCAACAAGCCAACAACCCUGCAACAACUACCAACACACAGGCACUUGUGUCCAAGACGCUGGACCAGGCCAGCGCCCAGUUUGCUGCUUCGGCCCUCGUCACCACGGACCAGCUGCUGGCCUUCAAGUCCAAAGAGGAGCUGGUGCUUGCGAGUGGAGUCAACGGGGUCCUGGCAGGUGCAGGUGUUUUCAAAGGCUUGCACCUCUCCAGCACAACUGCAGCCCUUCACCAGACCAACCAGUCGACACACACUACCACCUCCGCAACCCCGACUUUCCUCCAGCCCUCCUCCAACUCGGCCACACCUUCGCCCGCCAACGCCGUCCCCACCUCCCUCACCUCCACCCCCAGCGCCCACGCAGCAGCAGCGCUGGGGCUCCUGGGAUGCAGCGCCGCCAACGCCACCCCCGCCACCACUCAGGUCCUCAUCGGGAACAACAUCUGUCUGAGCGUGCCGUCGGCCACCAGCCUGGCCGGGCGCCACAUCCCCCGGACCCUCGGCAACGUGCCGCCCUCUGCCUUAAAGCUGUCCGCCACCACCAACCUGCAGAUGCCCAAAGUUUCUGGAGCAUCGUCCAUGGACAUGGGCUCAAGGGAUAAUCAUGACGAAGACAAGCCAGCACUGAACAGUAUAGCAGACAACACAGUGGCCAUGGAGGUGACGUAGUAGUGGUGCAGUGAAGGGUCCGCUCUUUAGGUGCUGUGCAUCGUAGCAUCGGGAAUGCAAAAGGGACAGCAGGACUCUGACGCAGACUGACAGAAUGACGGGUGGCCGCAGCCGCUCGCUUGCAAUUCUCAUCUCUCAUACUUUUUAAAACCCUUUUUUUUUUUUGUUUUUUUUUUUUUGUUGUUUUUUUUUUUUGUUACAGUUAAAAGUAAAAGAUUGACUGUAAAUUAUGAAUAUGGCAAAAUUAGUAUCUGUACAGUAACUACAUAUUUGUAAUAUCCCCCUUGUACAUACUACUUGAAUACAGAACUGUCCAUUUGUGAUGUUUUGCACUUGGGAGACAAACUUAAAGGAAAAAAAAAAGUAAGCCAAGUAACUUGUGGCGAGUGUGAGAGAUGUGGGAGUUGUAUAGAGAAGAGUUUUAUCACAUCAUGUGCAUGGUGCGGAGCCUGCUGUUUUUAUCUAUUUAUUGUGCUGUGUUUACAGUUUUUUUUGUUUUUGUUUUUUGGUUUGUUUUGUUUUUUUAUUUGUACACUGUACCUUUGUUGGUUCAUGUGCUGUAGUAAUUGUUAGGUAGCUACGGACUCCUGGGUAUUUUUGUAUAUUGUGAACACAAAGCAGGUCCCCCCCCCCC
Messenger RNA from Xiphias gladius (swordfish), 3560 nucleotides. It is a transcript of the gene epc1a, whose product is annotated as enhancer of polycomb homolog 1 (Drosophila) a. The record is from RefSeq and is a predicted model, not a curated record. Gene Ontology annotation, biological process: regulation of transcription by RNA polymerase II. The transcript is spliced from 14 exons. Gene Ontology annotation, cellular component: piccolo histone acetyltransferase complex. Lineage: Eukaryota; Metazoa; Chordata; Actinopteri; Istiophoriformes; Xiphiidae. Bases 389 to 2926 code for a protein of 845 amino acids.